Messenger RNA from Phyllostomus discolor (pale spear-nosed bat), 5692 nucleotides. It is a transcript of the gene KCNJ5, whose product is annotated as potassium inwardly rectifying channel subfamily J member 5. The transcript has 3 exons. Gene Ontology annotation, cellular component: plasma membrane. Gene Ontology annotation, molecular function: G-protein activated inward rectifier potassium channel activity. Bases 275 to 1534 code for a protein of 419 amino acids. NCBI's taxonomy places the organism in Eukaryota, Metazoa, Chordata, Mammalia, Chiroptera, Phyllostomidae. Gene Ontology annotation, biological process: potassium ion import across plasma membrane; regulation of monoatomic ion transmembrane transport. The record is from RefSeq and is a predicted model, not a curated record.
ACAGACAGAGAGAGAGAGCCUCUGGUUGCUCUGCUGGAGGAGGGAGUGCCUGAGGGGCUGGCGCCGAAGGGACAGGAUGGCUCAGAAACCUCUGCCAACAGGACCUGCACAGGGAGAGGCUCUAGGCAGGGUCUGAGGCCAGGGUAAUGGAGGGGGCUGCAGCGUCCCCUCAAAGGCCCUGAACGCCCCCCUUCCCGGCCCCACCUCUAAGGGACACCCCAGAAGUUAGCAUCAGUGACACUUGGACGCUACGAUCGCAACAAGUGUCCUGGCUAUGGCUGGCGAUUCUCGGAAUGCUAUGAGCCAGAAUAUGGAGAUCGGAGUCACUCCCAGGGACCCCAGGAAGAUCCCCAAACAGGCACGCGAUGACCUCCCCAUCGCCACAGACCACACCCGCCUGCUGGCGGAAGGCAAGAAGCCCCGCCAGCGCUACAUGGAGAAGAGCGGCAAGUGCAACGUGCACCACGGCAACGUGCAGGAGACCUACCGGUACCUGACCGACCUCUUCACCACGCUGGUGGACCUCAAGUGGCGCUUCAACCUGCUGGUCUUCACCAUGGUCUACACCGUCACGUGGCUGACCUUUGGUUUCCUCUGGUGGCUCAUCGCUUACAUCCGAGGCGACCUGGACCAUGUUGGUGACAAAGAAUGGAUUCCUUGUGUGGAAAACCUCAGUGGCUUCGUGUCUGCCUUCCUGUUCUCCAUUGAGACUGAGACCACCAUCGGGUACGGCUUCCGCGUGAUCACGGAGAAGUGUCCGGAGGGGAUCGUCCUCCUCAUGGUCCAGGCCAUCCUGGGCUCCAUCGUCAACGCCUUCAUGGUGGGGUGCAUGUUUGUCAAGAUCAGUCAGCCGAAGAAGAGGGCGGAGACCCUCAUGUUCUCCAACCACGCGGUCAUCUCCAUGCGGGACGAGAAGCUCUGCCUGAUGUUCCGCGUGGGGGACCUUAGGAACUCCCAUAUCGUGGAGGCCUCCAUCCGCGCCAAGCUCAUCAAGUCCCGGCAGACCAAGGAAGGGGAAUUCAUCCCCUUGAACCAGAUUGACAUUAACGUGGGCUUUGACACAGGGGAUGACCGUCUUUUCCUGGUGUCACCCCUCAUCAUCUCCCAUGAGAUCAAUGAGAAGAGCCCUUUCUGGGAGAUGUCUCGGGCCCAGCUACAUCAAGAGGAGUUUGAAAUCGUGGUCAUUCUAGAAGGCAUGGUGGAGGCCACAGGCAUGACUUGCCAAGCGCGAAGCUCCUACAUGGACACAGAGGUGCUCUGGGGCCACCGAUUCACACCAGUCCUCACCUUGGAAAAGGGCUUCUAUGAGGUGGACUACAACACCUUCCAUGAUACCUAUGAGACCAACACUCCCAGCUGCUGUGCCAAGGAGCUGGCAGAAAUGAAGCAGGAAGGCCAGCUCUUCCAGUACCCCCCCAGCAGCCCCCUGCUGGAAAGCAUCGCUAAAGCAGAGUUGGAGGAAGAGGCUGAACAGGAUGGAGAGGAUGGACCCGAAGGGCUGAAUGGGUCCCGGGAGACCAGGGGCUUGGUGUAAGGGCUGUGCUCUCCCCACAUCCUCCCUUCUCUGGCUUCUGUGAGCUCCGACGCUGCAGAGACAGGGGUCAGGGAGGGUGGACCAGCUGAGUGUGGUAUUUGGGGGCCCAGAAGCCAUCAGGGCUCUGUGGGAGGAAUAGUCUAUCCAGCCCCCAGACCUCCCAGCUCAGGGCUUCUGCAGACAGGUGGCCUGUUGCCUGGGCCCCCACGGCAAUCCUGCCUCCUCUCUCCCAGCCCCUGUCAGCGCUGGCUAAGGGCCAGGCCAGGAUGGGUCCCCCUGCAAUGCAGGGGACAGAGUGGCCUCUGUCCUUACACACCAAUCCUUAUCAACUGGCCCCAAAUCAUCUCCCCUCUCGGGUCUCAUGGGCCAGCUGGCGGGGGCUGACACCUAGAGAGGACAGUCACCCCCUCCCCCUCCUUCCUACCAGCCUAAGGCUCAUCAUGGAUUCAAGAAGAGACUCUGCCCUCCUGGAGACUCAAACACUCAUCCUAGGCCGAGGUCGUGGGCCUCCUGGGUUAGGCUGGAGCCAAGCCAUGCAGGCACUUCUUUCACACCGAGACCAAGGGUGUCACUCUGGGGGCUGCAGAGGACAAGGCCCUGGGCGAUCUCUCCCAUUACCUGUGAAGGGUGUGUGCUCAUCCUCUGCUGGGCUCUACCUGUCAAACGUAGCCUCCCAAGCACCCGACCUUCUUAGUGUGGCUACUCAGGUGGCCCAGGCCACAGGGCACCUCCGAGCCCGUGCAGGGUGCAGGCCGUCCCUCGUCACGCUGUGCCCUGCACCUCCCACUGAAGGGAGAACCCCGAAGCUGGUUCUUUUUUGUACUUUCAGCCCAGGAAUCUCCAAGUGCUUCUAACCUUCACUGUGACUUUCUUUCAAAAUGAGCCAGUGGCUGAUCCAGAGAGAGAGAGAGCUGCGUUUCAGAGGACAAGAUGCGCCAGGCAGUGUAGAGAGAGGGAGAGAAAGCAGAGAGAAAGGCAAGCGACUAGAAUUUUAAAAUAAGCAUCAGCACCAGUUGUCGCUGAGGUAUCUGAGGUCAGGACUCGCCACAUCUUUGUUAACCAGCGAAUUAGGGGGUGGGGGCGGAAAGGAGAGGCGACCACAGAGGCAGCAUCCCCUUCAAGCCCAGGCUAGACCAACUCUCAGCUGGUCCCAGUAGCCCCUGGGCCAGCCCUCCCACACCCAGGGGUCAGGGAAGGGGGCGGGGCUGGGAGAGCAGGGAUGAUGCCCAGGGAGGGGGUGGGAAGAGCCGCCUGUCCCAUCCUGCAAACAUAGGGGAGGAGAAUCAUGGGAGAAUAAGGAGGGGGUGAACAUGAAGAGAGGAAAGAGCAGAGGGGAGCCUUAAAACGGACAGCUUCAGAGGGCGUUGCUUUUCCAGUACAGACGGCACCGAAGGGAGAUGGACGGAUGGACAGACCAACAGUGCAGAUUGUCCUGUGGAUGGGUGGAGCUUGUCUGAUGUAUGUUGGGGCAGACAGACUUGUGAUUAGCUGACCUAGACCUGGAGAGAGAUUUCAAAUGUUCUCCAGUCACAGAAUUAUGGAGGCCUCACCCAGAAUUCUUUUUUAAAUCCUUACCCAAGGACAUGAUCGAUUUUAGAAAGAGGGGAAGGAAGGUAGAGAAACAUGGAUUGGUUGUCUCUCACACACACCCCAACUGGGGACCAAACCUGCAACCCAGCCUUGUGCCCUGACUGGGAAUCGAACCCACGAUCUUCUAGUUUACAGGACAAUGUUCCAACCAGCUGAGCCACAGGGGCCAGGCCUCACCUAAAAUUUUCACAGCUCUCAACUGGCCUGUGGACACAGAAGCAUUCUCCUGCCUGCAGUGUGAAGUGCAAUCCUGGCAGUAAGAGCAAAGCUGCAGUGAGGUGGAGAGUUAGAGCAGAGCAAAGAGACUUGCAUUUGGGUCUCAGGCGCUGGCCCCCUCAGGGGCCAGGUGCUUGGGCACGCAAGCUGGAUCUUGAGAGGUGGGCACAGGGAAGCAGUGAGGAAGCAGGGGUCUUCCCCAGAGGCACAGUGCUGAGUCAGGGCUCAGGCACCCAUCCGGGGUGAAGCAGGUCAUGCCAGGGGCUGGAACCCUGCCCUCAGCGGGAAAAGGAAGUUGGCAGCCCGCAUCUCUGCACUGGGAAUGGCCUGCAGUUAGGACUCUAAGGUGGGGAGCCCACUACUAAGAUCGGAGGCCUUGGGGCGAGAGGAACUGCAGCAGAAACUCUUGUGCCAGCGCUGACCCAGGCCCCCCAGACCCAGGGCUUGCCCAGCAGGACUAGUUCCUUGCCCCCAACCAGAUCCACAGCCUGCCUUAGUCGCACCCCUCAGUGCCUGCAGGCUCUGGCCCUCAGUGAGGCCGCUGAGCAAGGACAGGAAGCCACAGGUGAAAGUAGCCUGGUGGCUGCUCUGGGGCCUACCUCUCACCUGCCUCCUGCGUUUAUGAUUGGAAGCAUGCCCAGCUGGCCAAGCGAGAUGCCUCCCAGUUCUCUGUCUCUGCAGAGACAAUCCGAAUUGGCCUCCACAAAUUCAAAUCACAUCUCUCUGCCAACCACCAAAGCCGGAAAGGUCACAGAAGAGGAAGAGAGCAACGCAGCCCAAAUCUAAAGCUCCACAUAGACCAGAGCCCACGUGUAUGGGGAUUAGUCACGCACUAACCCAAGCGUGCACGUUAGCAGCUUUCUCUCAUGGAAACACAGAAGCAAGACUGCCAUUCAUAUGCCUAGAAAACCCUCCUUCAUGGCUCAUCGAUCCAAUCAAAACUUGAAAAGUUCUUCAGACCAUUUUGUGGAAAUUCUUGCAUGCACAUGGACUUACUAAGUGCAAAGUUUGAUGACAGCCAGAGCUUCAGCGAGUCACUUUGAACAUGUUGUGCCGGCACACUGGUCCCCGUGGGCCAGAGCCCCGAGUUGCAUGGCUUGGAGUCCACCCGUUACUUCUGACAGGCCACGGAGAGCUGAGCCAGGCUGUGAGGCGGGGCCACUGGGAGUUCCCAGAGGCCUCAACGUCUCCCAGAUCCCAAGCGUCAUCUCUGGGCUCAGACCCCGAAGCACUGAGAGCUGACUCCUGCCUUAGCGUCUACAUCCUUCCUCUCUGAGAAUAAAUAUGCCCUGUAAGGGAAAGGCCCCAAGACCCAGGGGAAGGUAAGUUCCCCCUUGCUCUGCUCCUCCAUUUAAUCUGGCACCUGACGGGUGCUGACACCUUUACCCAGAGGACCCGGUUCCCAGGCCAGGUAGAAAGGGCAUUGCCCGUGAUUCAGACGCCACCCUGGCUGUGCAGUCAGAGCCCACUCUUGUCAUUUCAUCCUUCUGCUUUGAGAUCACAGCUGUAGCCGUUGACCUUGAUGGGGGAGAAACAGCCCUUGUGUGUCCCGGGAGCACCCUCCCUCCCAUGAUCUGUAACCACUGGGCACCUCUUUUCGCAUUCCUGUCCCACGGCCUGCCUUCCAGCAGGUCUGUGUCUGUGAGUCAGGAGCCAUGGAAGCUUGAAUGUUUCAUAUUGACAUUUCCCAAAACAAAAACAGUUGGCCUAUUGUCUGUUAAGAACAUGCUCCAAAAUGCACCUCUGCACACACCAUUCACGCAGCAGCACCACGUGCCCAGCUGUGGGUGGGCACCUCACACCCAGGUGGCUGCAUUUAAUUUCUAAAGCACUGCAGAGAAGCCCUUAGAACCCCUUGUUACCAGCGAGACAACUGAGGUUCAGGGAGGUUAAUUAGUUUGCUCAAGGCCACACAGACAAUGACAGGUGCCAAGCGCCUCCUGAACAAACACAGAUGGGCCAUCAUCCUGCUUAAUCCCCACGUCCGUCGGAGGCACGUCUCCCGAGCUGCGGCAGCAGGAAUAAGGACGCCCCGACCCUUCAGAUCGUCGGGCGCAUGCGUGUUGUGCUGUGGAGCAUCAGCUCCCAUCCACCAGCAGGUUCCCCUCUGGCAGGACAACUGGGAACACCUCCCUCUGGUUCCUAGAGAACGAAUGGGCUGUGAUGAGCGAUGGAUGGGGACUUGCACUGCUUCAGGAAGGAGCCCGUUCUACUUGGCCUGGUUUUUGCCAGUGACGCCUCCUUAAACUGCCAUGUCCAACCUUUCUCCCUGUUUAGGAUUUGUCAAUCUUCUCAUUAAAAGAACACCACUACACCGCUAAAAAUUCAUCCAAUAAAGUGGGUUUGAUCUUA